AUGGAUACCAACAUGGAGGAUGUCAAGAUGCCGGAGCCCAUGCAGCUGUCGUCUGCCCCUACGUCUGAGCCGACCACAAUCCCCACGCUGGAUGGCUGGAUUGAGAGCCUCAUGAGCUGCAAGCAGUUGGCCGAGAGCGACGUACAGAGACUAUGCGACAAGGUAUGCGACGUUGCCUCGCGCAGAAAACUGCCCAAAUUGCACCUUCUGACAAGCAUUGUGCUACAGGCCCGCGAGGUACUUCAGGACGAGUCCAACGUACAGCCAGUGAAAUGCCCCGUCACAGUCUGCGGUGAUAUACAUGGCCAGUUCCAUGACCUGAUGGAGUUGUUCAAGAUCGGUGGGCCCAACCCGGACACAAACUAUCUCUUCAUGGGCGACUACGUCGACCGAGGCUAUUUCUCCGUCGAGACCGUGACCCUUCUGGUCGCACUCAAGAUUCGAUACCCCCAGCGCAUCACCAUCCUUCGUGGCAACCACGAGUCCCGUCAAAUCACUCAAGUAUACGGCUUUUACGACGAGUGUCUCCGCAAGUACGGCAACGCCAAUGUUUGGAAAUACUUUACAGACCUUUUCGACUACCUGCCGCUCACUGCCUUGAUCGACAACCAGAUCUUCUGUCUGCACGGUGGUCUCUCGCCUAGCAUUGACACGCUUGACAACAUCAGGGCGCUCGAUCGCAUACAAGAGGUGCCUCACGAGGGACCAAUGUGUGACCUGCUCUGGUCCGACCCAGAUGACAGGUGUGGCUGGGGAAUCUCACCCCGUGGUGCAGGAUACACGUUCGGUCAGGAUAUUUCAGAGGCCUUCAACCACAACAACGGCUUGACGCUAGUGGCACGUGCUCAUCAGCUAGUCAUGGAGGGGUACAAUUGGUCGCAAGAUAGGAAUGUCGUGACCAUAUUCUCGGCACCAAACUAUUGCUACAGAUGCGGUAACCAGGCCGCCAUCAUGGAGAUUGAUGAGCAUCUGAAGUAUACCUUCUUGCAAUUCGAUCCUUGCCCGCGCGCUGGCGAACCUAUGGUCUCACGAAGGACCCCGGAUUACUUCCUCUAA
Messenger RNA from Alternaria atra, 1056 nucleotides. RefSeq lists its product as uncharacterized. Gene Ontology annotation, molecular function: protein serine/threonine phosphatase activity. Gene Ontology annotation, biological process: mitotic cell cycle; peptidyl-serine dephosphorylation. NCBI's taxonomy places the organism in Eukaryota, Fungi, Ascomycota, Dothideomycetes, Pleosporales, Pleosporaceae. The transcript has 5 exons. Gene Ontology annotation, cellular component: cytosol. The record is from RefSeq and is a predicted model, not a curated record. Bases 1 to 1056 code for a protein of 351 amino acids.